Oenanthe melanoleuca is the source of this 2666-nucleotide messenger RNA. RefSeq names its product tweety family member 2 (gene TTYH2). Gene Ontology annotation, molecular function: intracellularly calcium-gated chloride channel activity; volume-sensitive chloride channel activity. The transcript is spliced from 14 exons. Gene Ontology annotation, cellular component: plasma membrane. The record is from RefSeq and is a predicted model, not a curated record. NCBI's taxonomy places the organism in Eukaryota, Metazoa, Chordata, Aves, Passeriformes, Muscicapidae. The coding region runs from base 81 to 1682 and encodes 533 amino acids.
UGUCCGGGGCGGGCGGGCAGAGCCCGCGGCGUGGCGGCACCGCCGCCCCCCGCCCGGCAGCGCGGCGACCCCUGCCCGCCAUGGGGCCCGCCCGCGCCGAUUACCUGGCGCCCUGGUGGGCGGCGUGGCUGCACGGGCUCCCGCACCGCGGCCCGCACCUGCAGCCCGUGCCCAGCACCUUCCGCCCGCAGGACCCCGACUACCAGCAGUCGCUGCUUUUCCUGGGCUUGGUGGCCGCCGUGUGCCUCGGCCUCAACCUCCUCUUCCUCAUCGUGUACUUGAUCUGCUUUUGCUGCUGCAAGAGGGACCAGGACCCCGAGACCAAGCGGCCCCACUCGUGUUGUGUCACCUGGAUGGCCGUCACCGCCGGGCUCAUCUGCUGCGCGGCCGUCGGUGUCGGCUUCUAUGGGAACAGCGAGACCAACGAUGGGGUUUUCCAGCUGCUCUAUGCCCUGGACCACGCCAACCAGACCCUCACUGGCAUCGACUCCCUGGUUGCCAGCACCACACUGCAGAUGCAGGGAGAGCUGGAGCAGCACCUGGCCCGGCUGAACGAGCUCCUGGCCUCGCGGGGGGAUUACGUGCAGACCCUCAAGUUCACCCAGCAGCUGGCCAGCAGCAUUGCCCUGCAGCUGCAGGGGCUGCCAGCCUGGCAGGGGGUCAGUGCUGAGCUCACCGAGCUGUCGGGACAGGUCGCCUAUGUCGAGUAUUACCGGUGGUUGGCUUACCUGCUCUUCUUCAUCCUCGUCCUCACCGUCUGCCUGCUGGCCUGCCUGGGGCUGGCCAAGCACUCCCACUGCCUCCUGGUCAUGAUGCUGUGCUGUGGGCUGCUCAUGCUGGUCCUCAGCUGGGCCUCCAUGGCCGUGGACACGGCGGCCGCGGUGGGCACCAGCGACUUCUGCGUGGCCCCAGACAAGUUCAUCAUGAACCAGACAGAUGAUGAGAUCAGUGCAGAGGUGGUUCAUUAUUACCUGUACUGUGACCAGAGCCUGAGCAGCCCCUUCCAGCAGGCUCUCACCGUGUUCCAGCGCUCGCUGACCACCAUGCAGAUCCAGAUCCAGGGGCUCAUCCAGUAUGCACUGCCUCUCUUCCCAACAGCUGAGAAAGACCUGCUGGGCGUCCAGCAGCUCCUCAACUCCUCAGAGACCAGCCUGCACCAGCUCACAGCCCUGCUGGACUGCCGGGGGCUGCACAAGGAUUACCUGGACGGCCUCAUUGGCAUCUGCUACGACGGCGUGGAGGGGCUGCUCUACCUGGGGCUCUUCUCCCUGCUGGCGGCCGCCGCCUUCUCCACCGUCAUCUGCGCUGCCCCACGCGCCUGGAAGCAGCUGGCAGGGCGGGAGCGGGACUACGACGACAUGGACGAGGAGGAUCCCUUCAACCCGCAGGCGCGGCGCAUCGCCGCGCACCGCCCGGCGCGGGGGCAGCUGCGCAGCUUCUGCAGCUACAGCAGCAGCCUGGGCAGCCAGAGCAGCCUGCACCCCCCGGCGCAGACCAUGUCCAACGCGCCCGUCUCCGAGUACAUGAACCAGGCUGUGCUCUUCGGAGGGAACCCCCGCUAUGAGAACGUGCCCCUCAUCGGCAGAGGCUCUCCUCCCCCCACGUACUCCCCGAGUAUGAGAGCCACGUACCUGGCGGUCACCGAUGAGCACGUCCGGAGCCGCGGCAACUUCCCGGCUUAGGAGGAGAUUCCGCUCGGAAAACCAAAGAGCCUGGAGAGAGAACACACAGUAGGAGCCACAGCAGGGGCUGGAGGACGAGCCUGGAGCCCCCCAGCACCCCACUCCCCUCGGCAGCCCCCCCAGACCCAAAUCCUGCUGCCUUACGGGCUCCCGGGAGCACAGAGUUGUCUCCGGUGUCUUCUGCUGGGAAUGUUCUGGAGCACAAAUCCCCGGCCACGCUGCCUCCAGGUUCGGGCAGGGGCUCCUGUAGCAAUGCAGCACCAACCACUAGUGAUCCCAACCCCUUCCUGACCCCCCUUCCCUGCUGUCCCAGCUCCCCGUCCCCCCUCGCUGCCCCCCAGGCAGAGCGUUCCCAGGUUGAGGAAUUACAGAUGUUUUUUGGCCUUGCUGGUUUUCCUUUGCUGCCCCAGGGAUUUUGGGGUGAGUUUAGGCUCUUUUUGGCUCCCCAGGGUGGGUGUGGGCUGGGGCAGGCUCCCCUCCUGCUGCAGCCCUGGAGUGGUCACAAAUCCCCUGGGAGAGGGAUGGGAACUCCUGGGACAUCCUUGGGGUGGGUGAGAUGCCUGGGAAGGGACAACAUGGACCUGCCACCCCGGGAGCCACCCCAGCAAUUCCAGGGUGAGCAGUACGAGCUGAACUUGGCCCUUUGGGGCUGCUUUUGGCACAGGGAUCCCCAGGAAAUGCUCCUUCCCCCAGAGCAGGGAUGGACCCCAGCCCACCCCACCCCACAGGGCACUGGGCCAGGACAUCCCCCUGACUCCCCCUCUCCAAAUUCCCCAUGACUAGCAUCCCUCCCCUUGGGGAAAAUCCCGAGGGUUUUAUUUUUUAUUUUAUUUUUUUGGCUUUUAACGUUUCCAUGUAACAGUACUGGUAGAAGAGCUGUUGUAACCGCAUGUGAACUAACGAAGGGCUCCGGCUGGGAGCUGGAGCCCGGCUGGAUUUGUAUGUGCCCUUUUGGGGGGAAAGAUAAUAAACACUUGGACUAAA